GUGAAGACCAAAGGCACCGCAAUGUCAGCCUUGUCCAGCUGGUUCCAGAAGCGGGCCAUGCAGCACGCCCUGCUGAUACAGGGCCACGCCAUAGUGAGGUUCGGCGAGGUCCACUACAACACAAUUUCCCUCGACUCCGGGUCAAAAGUCUGAUGUGGCAGAUAUACUGAGCUUCUGAGAUAAGCCACACAGCUGAGGUGAUGGACAGACUUUGGACUCUGUCACUGGCUCUUCUUGUUCCCCACCGACUAGAGCGUCUUGGAUUGUGUCUCUUCAUUUCUGGAGAACAUGAAGCGUCAUUUCGCCCCCUGGGACCUACCUGUCCAUAGACGGCUGCAGACGACUGUAGUGCUGCUCUGGGUCUUUUCCUUCCUUGGACUUGCACCCACCUGUAUCUUCCUCUUCUUCUACCUGCUGUUCACGCGCUUCUGGCUGAUCAGCGUGUUGUACGCCAUCUGGUGGUUCUUGGACUAUGACACGCCAGGACGCGGAGGCCGCAAGGUGCCUGGCCUGUGUGCACUCAAACUCUGGGAGUACAUGCGAGAUUACUUCCCCAUUAAGCUAGUGAAGACAGCUGACUUGGACCCGAAGCAUAACUACGUUCUGGGCUUCCAUCCUCACGGCGUGCUGGUGGCAGGAGCCUUUACCAACUUCUGCACCGAGGCCACAGGCUUCCAACAGCUGUAUCCCGGCCUCAGCAGUUACCUGCUCAUGUUGCCUCUGUGGUUCAGAGCCCCGUUCUUCAGAGACUACAUUAUGUGCGCAGGUCUGGUUCCCUCGGAUAAAGAGAGCGCCAGCUAUCUCCUAGAAAGGAAAGGUGGGAAUGCUGUUGUAAUAGCAGUUGGUGGGGCCCCUGAGGCCCUUGAUGCCCACCCUGGGACUUACAAUGUGGUCUUGGCCCAGAAGAAAGGGUUUAUCAAGCUUGCAAUGGAGCAUGGAGCUCAUCUUGUGCCGAUCUUCUCUUUCGGGGAGAACGACGUCUAUGAGCAAGUUGAAAACCGGAGGGGAACGUGGCUCCGAUGGAUGCAGGAACGGCUGCAGAGAGUCAUGGGUGUCUCCUUACCUCUGUUCCAUGCACGGGGCAUCUUCCAGUACUCCUUCGGUCUCAUGCCCUUCAGAAAACCCAUCAACACAGUAGUCGGACGGCCCAUUAAGGUGACGAAGAAUCAGAAGCCAACGGCUGAGGAGCUCAAUGCUCUGCACCAGCUUUACAUGGAUGAGCUCAGCAAUCUGUUUGAGGAGCACAAAGGCAACUAUGGAGUGGAUGAGGACCUGCACCUGAACUUUGUCUAAACUGGAGGCUCUGAGGGAUUCAAAGGCGUAUUUAUUUGUGGAGCUCUAGUGCUGCAGUUUCCGAUGACUGCUGUUUUCAGGGCCAUAUGGAACGAGAAGGCCAGUCGGUUUUCCUCACUUGUUCUUCCAGCAUGUGAGGUCUAACACGUUCACAUGGUGUCAAAGGGUUCAUUUGGAUUGCAACAUCACAUGAGGACACACUUAAGUAACGUGGUUCGUUUGCAGCUUCACAUCUUAAAUACAAAAUAUACAACUCAACAGAACUUUAUGCCAUUUUAUUUUAUUUCUACUGUAUAUGACCUGCAGGUGACCCAAUGCUAACAUCUGCCUGUUGCAAAUGAAGAUGCAGCUUAGCAGGCAUUAGCUGCUCUGGCUCUGUCCAAGGUUAAAUAAAUCCAGCUUGGUUCUUGGCAGCAAGUUCCUGGAGCUUGUCCCAUAAGCAAACGGUCUCCUGGCUACAUUUAACAGGCACUGAACACACAGGAUACAAAUGAAUCCUCUUGAUUGUUUAAUUAGUGUAACUUUUAAAUUGUAAACGAUUCCUUAUUUAACAUAGGGUGAAUGUAUAACACUAAUUUAUGAUUUUUCCUUCACUUUUAUCGCAACUGAACUGUUUUGUUUUUCUGCCAAACUAAAAAGUCUAAUACAUUUAGAAGUAUGGAUCAAUAAAUCAAAAUGAUAACCUAGGCCAAUAAUUUAUUUAAUUUCUAUUUUGCAGCAAUUUAACCUUAUUAACAAAUUAUACUACAUUUAAAAAAUACAACUUAUUAAAAUAUACAUCAUAUUUCUUGAAUAAACCUUCGUCAUGCAUGUAUUAAUACAAAUACUUUAUAUAUAAAAAAUUCAAAUACUCACAUAAUGUGUGUAAAUUGUCUAACAUUACACUAAAUAACAUAAUAAACAUCAACCACCAACCAGUUGAUGUGUUUUUAAAAAUACAUACUAAUUAUUGUUUAAAUAACAUCAUUUGCUUCAGUUUAGUCUAAAUAAACAUCUUCUGAAUCACCUCAGUCAGUAAGAGUUCACUUACCUUGUAGCUCAAAAUGCACAAACUACAUUCUGUAAGUAAGUGUACAAUCAGGCAACGUGUAAGUAUUGGUGUUCCUGUCACCAUUCUCACUUCACAUCUGAAUGUGAUGCAAAUGUGGCUGUUUAAACCUCACUUGAAAUGAUUCAUACAAGCACCAAUUCACUCUAACGUGUCAAUGUUCUGGUUACAGUUGUGUUUACCUUAUCGGGAGCUCCCAUAACUAUAGAAAAUGUGGAUUAACGUCACUGGACUGGCUCAAGUCAAAUAUGAGGAAAGUGUUGUGCAUGCAUGUAGCUAGAUCAUGAAGAAAUGAAACAUGUCCGUUAGAUUGUGAAGGUUUUUAACAAACAGGGUUAAUCUUAGUGAUCAGUGUGCGCGUGUGGGGCAUUUGGGGACCAUGCACAGUGUAGGUCAAAUUAAUUUCAGAGUCACUCACAGCUGAGCGCUCUUAUCAAUCACACAUCGACCUCUCACUUUUUCUUACAGUGAGAAAUUAUUUUGUGACUCUUUUGUGAACUAUGAACACAGAUUACUGUAGUUUAUUGUAAUCGGUGUGAACUGAACUUUAAGCUAGAUGUUGCAAAGUGUGAACUUAUACAAUAGUGCAACCCAGUGCCAAUUAGACUAACUAAUUAACCUUAGAGCAGCUCUUACUGGUUAAAGUUAGGUCUGUGUCAUCGUUUUUGUUCACAAUUCAGUAGUCCUGUCCUCUCUUGUUGCUGAUGAUCUUAAUGAUUUUACUGUAUGGCACCUAAAAUAAACUAGUUUAAACACCAAUGUUUAGAAAAUUAGCCGCAAAAAUGACAAGGGCCAUAUUUGUGCUCUGGGGUUGCCGUAACACCUUUUCUGUCAGUGUGACCUGGCACAUGACUCAUUAAGCAUUAACCAAUAUAGUAUGUGAGUAGGUCACUCAGGCUGUAGCUUGGGCCCUGAUGGGGUUUUGGGAUGCUACAGAUGUUGAUUACUGGUGCGUUAGCCCAUAUACUGUAUGCUACAUGAUCAUAUAUUAGAAAAACAAAAACAGUAGUUAUGCACCAUUCAAAUCAGGGUCAUUACAGGAUACCUGCUGAUUUAUACUGUGUUAUCAUUGUUUAAGGAAUAAAGGAAUAGUAAUUUGUUGUCAUAGGCAUGAGUCUAAUGUCUAAAAUCAUCUCAUUCUUAUUUAAAUAAUACAUACUAAUAAUUUUCAGAGUGAAUGGCUAAUUACCAAAUUUAGCUUAAGGUGACUAUUGCUUCUCUUUAUUUAUGCCUGUACGGUCUUUUGAACUAAGGGUUGUGGGAGCUGGAGCCUCAGUUGUAUGAGAGUACACCCUGUGUUUUAUGACCAGAUACUGCUAGAAGUGAAAUGUGUGAAGGAAAGAGGAAAAAAUGUAUUUUAAAAUGAAUGCAAACUGCUCAUGUAGCAAAGAAACCCACAACCAAAUUGUUUUAUCAAUCACAAGAUUAAAUUAAAUUAAAUAAAAUUAGUUU
Molecule: messenger RNA, 3793 nt
Organism: Betta splendens (Siamese fighting fish)
Lineage: Eukaryota; Metazoa; Chordata; Actinopteri; Anabantiformes; Osphronemidae
Gene: mogat2
Product: monoacylglycerol O-acyltransferase 2
Exons: 7
Coding region: 289-1293 (334 amino acids)
Biological process (GO): triglyceride biosynthetic process; diacylglycerol biosynthetic process
Cellular component (GO): endoplasmic reticulum membrane
Molecular function (GO): diacylglycerol O-acyltransferase activity; 2-acylglycerol O-acyltransferase activity
Source: RefSeq, a predicted model, not a curated record